AGCGCGGCCCACGGCGUCGCGUCGCCUUCCGGGUCAGCGGUCGUUGGCGCUGCCCUCCCCGCCCCGCCAUGGAGGCCGGGCAGGGCCCCGGUGGCGGGGAGCUCGGCGACAGGGCCGAGAGGGAGGUACCUAAGCCUUAUGUGCCGACAGAGGAAGAAAGGAGACUCCUCAAGGAAUGUGCCGAAGAGAGUGCCCGGUAUAGAGCUUUUCCUUUGGCUGCAGUGAGCAUGCUUGCUACUAGUUUCUUAAUUAAGAAAGGUGUUCUAAGAGAUAGCUCAAGAUUUGGUUCCUUUACUAAAGUCGCAUUUGCUGGAAUGUGUGGCUACGUGGCUGGAAAGAUAUCCUACUUGCCAAUCUGUAGCGAGAAAUUUAAGAGACUGAAGGACUCUCCGAUAGGAGAUGUUCUACGACAAGCUCAGAGGCACAGUUCACAUAAUCGUUCCAGUCGGAAAUCUGAAUUUUCAGACAUGCCUUCUCAGUCAUUUACUGAAUCUUAUCCUCCAAGAGCUGGAUUCCCUCCUUCUUCUAGCUACUCAGAUGAUUAUAGUUCAACAGAUAGAGACCUCUCAAGUUAUGAACCUGUUCCAUUCAGUGCUUCCCUGAAUGAGUCUUCACCUACAGGAAUUACUGAUUACACUGUUCAAGAUCCUACUCCAGUCCCAGAAGAAAGUCGUAAAAAAAAAGGCAUCACAUAUGAGGAAUUGAGGAAUAAACACAGAGAGACGUAUGAGGUGAUGCGACCACCAAAGGCAGAAACUCCAAGCAGGUUUCCACAGGAAAAAACAGUGAAGGAAGUUAAAGUAAAUAAAUACGGAGAUACCUGGGAUGAGUAAGAGCCGAAUGAAGAAGUGAAGAAAAUGGUCUCCUGCGAGCUGACUUGAACUUCGUCUAGAUUAGUCAUGAAUGUCGGCACCUUUGGUGUGUUCUAUCAGGCACAGCUAUCAAUAAAGGUGAAAAUAAUGUCCUGCCAGGCUUAAUUGUUUUUAAAUUCUACAUAAAUGGCAAGUGAGGCCAUUGUGAGGUGUCAUGACUGUAAACUGUUUGUGCUAUUGUUUAAGAAUGAAGAGGGUAACUGGCAAUAACUUAUAUAAUUACAUACCAAAAAGGUAAAAAUGUGUGUAAAUAAUUGCAAUCGAGUGCAGUGGGAAGGGGAAAAUACCAGAAUCUUCUCAAAUUUUCAAAACUUGCAUUAAAGGCUAUCUGUAGAACUC
Molecule: messenger RNA, 1211 nt
Organism: Colius striatus (speckled mousebird)
Lineage: Eukaryota; Metazoa; Chordata; Aves; Coliiformes; Coliidae
Gene: OCIAD1
Product: OCIA domain containing 1
Exons: 8
Coding region: 69-833 (254 amino acids)
Cellular component (GO): endosome
Source: RefSeq, a predicted model, not a curated record